Messenger RNA from Aureobasidium pullulans EXF-150, 240 nucleotides. RefSeq lists its product as uncharacterized. NCBI's taxonomy places the organism in Eukaryota, Fungi, Ascomycota, Dothideomycetes, Dothideales, Saccotheciaceae. Gene Ontology annotation, cellular component: cytosol; nucleus. The coding region runs from base 1 to 240 and encodes 79 amino acids. Gene Ontology annotation, biological process: cellular heat acclimation. The transcript is spliced from 3 exons. The record is from RefSeq and is a predicted model, not a curated record. Gene Ontology annotation, molecular function: transcription corepressor activity.
AUGGCUGAUCUGAACAUCAACAAGGAUCACGAUACGUCUGCCGAUGCCUCUAAUGGACCCGAAUCUGGUUCGGACGACCUAGCCACCGUAGUGGACGAUCUGUUGAAUCAACUAUCGAACAAGUUCACAACAAUCUCAUCAGAACUUCUGACAAAGAUGGAUGAGAUGUCAAGACGUCUCGACAACCUCGAAUCUUCAAUCCAAGCAUCAGCAAGAUCUCAAAAUGAGGAGUCCAAAUGA